Paramisgurnus dabryanus is the source of this 2784-nucleotide messenger RNA. It is a transcript of the gene dync1i1b, whose product is annotated as dynein cytoplasmic 1 intermediate chain 1b. Lineage: Eukaryota; Metazoa; Chordata; Actinopteri; Cypriniformes; Cobitidae. Gene Ontology annotation, biological process: transport along microtubule. The record is from RefSeq and is a predicted model, not a curated record. Gene Ontology annotation, molecular function: dynein heavy chain binding; dynein light chain binding. Gene Ontology annotation, cellular component: cytoplasmic dynein complex.
UCGGGUGCUGAUGAGAUUGGAGAAGUGAACCGGUGAUGCUUUGUGUUUUCCUUUAGAUUUUAAUGCUUUUGUGUAGAUUUAUAGCCCCUGAUUUCUGCAUUUACGCAAGACAAUUUAGGAGACAGUCCUGAGUCUGACUGGGUUCGAGAUAAACAGACUACGAUUAAAUCACAUUGAAGAUGUCUGACAGAAGUGACCUGAAAGCAGAGCUUGAGCGCAAAAAACAGCGCUUAGCCCAGAUUCGAGAGGAAAAGAAGAAAAAGGAGGAAGAGAGAAAAAAGAAAGAGUCUGAGAUGCUACAGAGAGCAGAGAAUGUGUCUGAAGACUCAGAUCUAGACAGAAAGAGACGAGAGACAGAAGCUUUGUUGCAGAGUAUUGGAAUUUCACCAGAACCACCUUUAGUGCAGCCGCUGCAGCUUUUAACAUGGGAUACCUGUUAUUUUCAUUAUUUAGUCCCAACCCCUAUGUCUCCCUCUUCGCUAUCAGUGAGUCCGCCCAGUGAAACUGGAAGUCAGGAGUCCAUAGAUGGAGGGACAGUGGAAAGGACAUUACAAUGGGACACUGACCCUUCAGCUCUUCAACUUCUUGCAGAUUCUAUGCAUGGGUGCAGGAUGCAAAGGCUUGGAGCAUCAAAAAUUGUUCAGAUUGACUUCAUGCCAAAAGAACUGGUGACAUACUCUAAAGAGACACAAACGCCUGUCGCACCUGAUCAGUCCGAAGAGGAAGAAGAUGAGGAGCUAUUGGUGACCAAACCUGAGCCUGUGCCACAACAUCCAGAGGAGGAGAUCUCUCAGGAGAAAGUUCAUCCCAGAGAACUGACCAGUGAGGAGAAAGAACAGAUUAUUCACUCAGAAGACUUCCUGUUUUUCUUUGAUCGAAGCAUCCGUGUAGUAGAGAGAGCCUUGGCUGAGGACACAGACAUUUUCUUUGACUACAGUGGGCGUGAUAUGGAGGACAAAGAAGGGGACAUGCAAGCUGGAUCAAACCUGUCCUUUAAUCGACAUUUCUAUGAUGAACAUUGGUCCAAACAUCGAGUCGUCACAUCCCUCGAUUGGUCACCACAGUAUCCUGAAUUGUUAGUGGCCUCAUACAACACUAAUGAAGAUGCACCUCAUGAGCCGGAUGGAGUUGUGCUUGUCUGGAACUUAAAGUUUAAAAGGACAACCCCAGAGUACAUAUUUCAUUGUCAGUCCUCUGUGAUGUCAGUGGGCUUUGCUCAGUUUCAUCCUAACCUGGUGAUUGGAGGGACAUACUCAGGGCAGAUAGCACUGUGGGACAAUCGAAGCCACAGAAGGACCCCAGUGCAAAGGUCACCACUGUCUGCUAGCGCACAUACUCAUCCCAUAUACUGUGUGAAUGUAGUUGGUACACAAAAUGCUAACAACCUGAUCACAGUAUCCACAGAUGGCAAGAUGUGUUCCUGGAGUCUGGACAUGCUGUCACAGCCUCAGGAGAGUAUGGAGCUGAUCUACAACAAGUCAAAGCCUGUAGCAGUCACCUGUAUGGCCUUCCCUCCAGGUGAUGUCAAUAACUUUGUGGUAGGAAGUGAGGAGGGCACAGUUUACACAGCAUCCCGCCAUGGCAGUAAGGCUGGUAUUGGUGAAAUGUAUGAUGGGCAUCAGGGUCCUGUGACUGGAAUCAGCUGCCAUAACGCUGUGGGUCCAGUCGACUUCUCCCAUCUGUUUGCCACUUCCUCUUUUGACUGGACGGUCAAACUGUGGUCGACCAAACAUAACAAGCCCCUCUAUUCCUUUGAAGACAAUGCAGACUAUGUGUAUGAUAUCAUGUGGUCUCCAGUACAUCCAGCCGUCUUUGCUACAGUAGACGGCAUGGGUCGCCUGGACCUUUGGAACCUUAACAACUACACAGAGGUGCCAUCUGCAAGUGUGACAGUGGAGGGGGGAUGUGCUCUAAACCGGGUCAGAUGGGCAUCAGGGGGCAGAGAGGUAGCAGUGGGGGAUUCAGAAGGCCGUGUUUGGAUCUAUGACGUAGGAGAGAAGUUAGCUGCGCCCCAUACGGAAGACUGGAGUAAAUUUGCCCAUACUCUUAUGGAGAUUCGGGCAAACCGAGAUGGAGAGGAGGAACGAAUUGUGGAACUGCCUGCCUGAGAGCCACACAUGCAUACCUUAACACAUACACGCACUCACGUUUACAUUCAAUGAGACAAGUAAAGAUAUGCCAGAACAGAUGCCAGAAAUAAACCGAAUCACACAUCCACGCCGCUGUGAUUGCAGAUCUUUUUUGCCUACAGUCUAUUAAUAGCAUGGGUGUUAAUUAGCAAUAACACACAGGUGGAAAAAAGCUUAAGCUAAUGUUAAUUAAAGGCUUGAAAUGAUUGUAUAAGAGUGAGCCGGUGUGAUCUUACUGUAACAGAAGAAUUGUAACCUCAUUUGAUAUUUUAACAUACUUUAAAUUAGUAAAUGGACACAUUUAUAUUUGGAUACACCUGGAUGGUAUAACUCAAGAGCAUUGCAUUAGCAAUAGAGAAGGUCAUGGGUUCGAACCCAGGGAACACACAUUCUGAUAUAAAAUGUAUACCUUGUAUGCACUGUCUGCCAAAUGCAUCAAUGUAAAUGUGUAAAUGGAUACUCAGUUUGUGUAUGCCAUUGUGUAAAAAAAAGUAUUACAUCACAGCUUAUUUAUGCUGUCAUGAAUAUGACUUUACUUGAAGCAUUUUACCUUUUAAUUUUGUAUGUGUGUAUAAAUGACACCAACACGGAAAUAAGUGCAUUAUAAUGCUACUGUAAAGCGUUGCGUCCUCAAUAAAGGUCAUCGUGUCUCACA